AUCCAAUCGCUCCAGCUUGCUUGAGAAACUCCCCGACGGCCGCCACCGCUCGACGACCCCCGCCCGCCGACGAAUAGGAGUGGAUGAACCUUGCCGCGUUCUCUUUGUUAACUCCGGAGGCGAAGCUGCAAUAAUUAGCGUCGCAUCAUCCACAGGGUUGGGUUAGUUACUAGCUGCGCGCGGCGGCGAUGGCGGAGGAGGAGGGGAGCCGGCACCGGCGGGAGACCCGCGUGGGCGACCUCCCGGAGGCGUGCCUGGCGCACGCCAUCGCACUCACCUCCCCGCGCGACGCCUGCCGCUGCGCCGCCGUCUCCCCGGCCUUCCGCGCCGCCGCCGACUCCGACCACGUCUGGGGUCGCUUCAUCCCCGAGGACCACCGCCGCGCCCCCGUCGCCCUGCGCCCCGCCGCCGCCGCCGCAGGCCGGGCCGACACCAAGAAGGACGCCUACCUCGGCCUCUGCGACGGCGGCGUCCCCGUGGGCGGCGACGGCGGCGGGUGCAGGCUCUGGCUGGACAGGGCGAGCGGCGCCAAGUGCUACGCGCUGUCGGCGAGGAGGCUCAGCCUGCCGUGGGAGGACGGCGAAUUCAGCUGGAGAUGGGUGCCACACCCGCUCUCCAGGUUUGGUGAGGUUGCGGAGCUCAUGGACUGCACGUUCCUCGACAUCUACGGCCGGCUCCCGGCCGCCGCGUUCACGCCGGCGACCUCCUACGCGGCGUACCUGGUCUACGGCACGGCGCAGGGCCACCGCGGCCUGAGCUUCCCGGACCAGGAGACGGCGGUGAGGUUGGGCGGCCGCGCGCCGUCGUCCGGGGCCCUGGCGUGCCGCCGCGCCGUGUGCCUCCGCCCCGACGAGGCCGAGGCGCGCAAGUUCUGGGGCGCCGGCGUCGUCGCCCCUGAUGGCGGAGCCGAGGAGCCGAGGCUGCGGGGUGACGGGUGGUGGGAGGUGGAGAUGGGGCGCCUGCGCGCGGGCGAGGCCGGCGAGCGUGUGGCCCCGGGCGAGGAGGUGGUGGCGAGCUUCGAGGUGCUCGGGUCCUACCCCAAGCGUGGCCUCAUCGUCGAAGGCAUCGAGUUCAGGCCCCUCCAGUAGUUUUGGCUUGGACUGUAACAAAAAAAAUUUAAUUUUACUCUUUAAAAUUUAACCACAAAGCAAAACUAAUUUACUGCUCA
Molecule: messenger RNA, 1168 nt
Organism: Panicum hallii
Lineage: Eukaryota; Viridiplantae; Streptophyta; Magnoliopsida; Poales; Poaceae
Product: F-box protein PP2-B11-like
Exons: 1
Coding region: 189-1088 (299 amino acids)
Molecular function (GO): protein binding
Source: RefSeq, a predicted model, not a curated record